Molecule: messenger RNA, 1249 nt
Organism: Cladocopium goreaui
Lineage: Eukaryota; Dinophyceae; Suessiales; Symbiodiniaceae
Source: the annotation of a GenBank genome assembly
GCCGCCGCCCGUUGAGAAGCCAAAGCCGGAGAAACCGGUCUCGGAGGCCCCUUCCGCCAGCAUCGUCCAAAAUGAGGAGGAUAGAAAACUUGCCUUAGAGCUGGCAGCAAAGCAGGCCGAUCUGCUGAGUGAAGAGAUGCUGAUCAGAGAGGCCGAAGAGGAAGCAGCCAAGGAACGGGAAAUCGAAGAGGCUGCCAAGGCCGCCGCUGCGCUAGCGCAGAAGCAGAGACUUCAGGCGGCCACCACUGGGGGCAACCCCUUCAGCACGGGCGGUCGCAUGUUUCAGCCGGGUGUCUUUCUGUGUGACGAGAGAUCGGGCUACAAACCCAUGAUGGGUGGGAUGCCCUACAUGCCACCGACGGACUGGCUACCACCUGGGAUGUCGCUGCCCGCAGGUUUUCAAGCGAGUCAGCCGCAGUUUCGACAACUGCAUCCGGCCGCUCUCUGGGGGCAGGAGUUUGCCAGAAUGGCAAUGAAAGCGCCCCCCUACAUGCCAUCGACCUACGCAGCGGAUCCCCCACAGCGGCAGCCCGUGCCGAUUCCGCCCCGCGAUUUCAGAUCGGAGCGAUCACACGAGCGGCAUGGGCAAUGGGAAGGCUCCAACGGCUACGACUAUGGCGAGUGGGGCGACUGGCAAAAAGGUGCCGGUGGCGAAAAGGGAUGGCCUCAGGGAGGCAAAGGAGGCGGUUGGGGUGGUGGCUAUGGAAAGUUUGGAGGUGGCUAUGGGCCUGACUACAACUAUCAGCAAGGCACCCGACCUGCGCUUUUGGAAUCGUCCACGGCUUGCGGCUCCUUGGAAGGGCGGCUGCCGUGUCAUGCUGUCCCGGCCAUUCUGCUAUGCAAGGGCAUCAGGCUCUCCGAAAAACAUUUCCAAGCCGCGGAGGAAGUGUGUCGGGACUGGGCGGCCGUGAAUGAUGGCAAGGACUUCGCAACCACUUCUGGUGACGGUCGAGGAAGUGACGGUCAUCUUUCCCUUGGAGGUGGAGUGUCGGACGCCAUGCCCUUCCUCCUGCGAGACACGCCUCACCUCUGUGUGCUCUGGAAACCGCCUGGCUGGACGGUUUCUGUUUCACACAGCAGCAUGGCCGAAGCUCAUGCCGCUGAUGUACCAGGUGUGCAAGGUGGCCGUGCUCCAAGGCUGCAGGAUGGGCACCACAGCUGGUUACUUUCAAACAUUUUCCCUUGGAACUACUCGGAGAUCCCGACUGACGGAGUGAAACCACUCUCUAGAAGCAUUUUUUUCAGUUAA